Messenger RNA from Prorocentrum cordatum, 235 nucleotides. The record is from the annotation of a GenBank genome assembly. Lineage: Eukaryota; Dinophyceae; Prorocentrales; Prorocentraceae.
CCCGGACUCGACCGGCAUCCCGUCGGAGCACGUCGGGAGCGCCAGCGACCGGGGCGGCCUGGCGGUGGACAUCCGCGAGGUCUAUAAAGUCGCCCUGGACCUCUUGUUGCGGAGGUUCCAGUCCAGGCAGCAGGCAGACCGGCACAAGAUGAAGGCCACCGUGCAGAAGUUCAAGGAGCUCCUGCAGCUCAUCGCCGUCAAGAUGACGGACGAGGGCAAGAAGGAGUUCACGGAG